This is a messenger RNA of Trametes versicolor FP-101664 SS1, 1209 nucleotides long. Its product is annotated as FAD dependent oxidoreductase. The transcript is spliced from 3 exons. Lineage: Eukaryota; Fungi; Basidiomycota; Agaricomycetes; Polyporales; Polyporaceae. The annotation marks the transcript as partial. Gene Ontology annotation, molecular function: D-amino-acid oxidase activity; FAD binding. The record is from RefSeq and is a predicted model, not a curated record.
CUCGCCACUCCGGGUACUGAUGCCCGCCGCGUUCUAAUUAUCGGCGGAGGCAUCGUCGGGUUGUGCACUGCUUGGACGCUGCUCGAUAGCGGCUUCCGGGUCACUGUACUAUCCGAGCAGUUCGCCUCUCGUGACGGUCUACGCCUUACGUCCCAAAUUGCAGGUGCCUUAUGGGAGUAUCCUCCUGCAGUGUGCGGCCACACCUCGGACGCGACGGCCCUAGAGAGCUCAAAGCGUUGGGCCAUGAUCUCCUACCACGUCUACAAGCACAUGGCCGCGAACCCCGUUUUGCGCGAGCAGUUCAGCGUUCAGAUGCGCGAGACGGUCUUCUUCUUCAAGGAGAGCAUCAAGAACGACCCGGACCAACUGCGCAAGAUGCGUGAGCUGGAGCGCAGCGGCGUCGCCGGCUUCCGCCAUGACACGAGCGCGGUGCAUGAGUUCGGCCUGGACAAGGACACCUGGGUCGAUGCGUAUGAGGUGCUCUCGCCGCUCAUCGACACAGACAAGGCCCUUUCGCGCAUCACGAAGCUCGUCGAGGACAAGGGUGCGGAGUUCGUCUACGAGUACCUCGCUGGGGACCUGCUCCCGCAAGAACAGGCGUUGCUCUUGAAGCACGACGCCGAUGCCAUCGUGAAUGCCUCCGGUCUGGGCUCCUUCGCUCUCGCGAACGACGACAAGGUGUAUCCGCUCCGCGGGGCCGUCUUGCGCCUCCUCAACGACGGCCAGAAAUUCGAGAAGAUCAAAAAGGCACUUGUCGUGAGCGCGACCGCCAACGGGCACGUAAAGUCUGACUUCAUCUUCAUCGUCCCGCGCAACGAGAACAUCCUGUACGUCGGCGGCUUCUCCGAGCCGGACGAGACAGACCGCAUCGGCGAGGACCACGAGAACGUCAAGAAGAUGGCAAGCGAUGCAAGGGACUUUCUGCCCGAUCUCGACACGGACCACCGCGACCCCGCGUACCCGCUCGCACAGGGCCUGCGUCCCGCACGUAUCGGCGAUGUGCGCGUCGAGCGCGAGCUUCGUCCCCCCGCAUCCGACGGGACGGGAUACAGCCGCAUCGUGCACUGUUACGGGCACGCAGGCGCGGGCUGGUCACUCGCAUUCGGAAGCGCACUAGAGGUGAAGACUCUCGUGGAGGACGCGCUGGACCAGCUGAAGCCCACGCCGAUGAAGGACGCGGCUGCGAGCUCGGUGUCGUGUGCACAGGUG